UAAAUUCAAGACUAUUUAAUCGUAAGGAAGAUGUUUCAAUAAAUCUUGAAUCAUAUUACAUAAAAUUAUGUAUUUGUGAUCUUGAACAUUCAUUUGAGAAUGUAGCGUUGCAUCAACAUACUAAUACUGCGCUACAACUCCCACGUUCACCGUUACCGAGAGAGUACAUAGAAGCACCAGUUCAAUUUCUACAGACAAUUUGAGAACCAUUAUGGUCAGCUGAUUGACCUCUCACUGACACGUGCUCUAUGUAAUGUACUGUCUGGUCAACUCAAUCAGACAUUUUGCUUCAGAAACCUGCUUUAUCUCUCCAACUAUCGUCCAUAUGCCGUAGCAAGACUGUCCUCGUAAAAUUCUAUCCGUUGUCAUGGUCACGGAUUGCACGACAAGUUUUCUAUACUAUUAAAGAAUUGUAAAAAUGUUUUUUGGGGUUCUUGAUGCCUAAGAGACAUCCCCAUACACAUCUGAGAGGGGGUUCCGUGUCGCGUGUUCGGUGUAACUGUAAGUACUUCUUGCACUUGAGGAUAGAUUGCUAAACAUUUUGAAAUACCAAGACUCUUAUAUGUACUUAGAACAACUGUACCAUCACACGAGUAUCGAAUCCACUUACUCCUAGUUCAAAGUCAUUCAAAAAGUCGGAACGGUCGGAAUAUGCUAGACGGGCUAGUUUUUGCGAAGUAUGUAGAAUGACAGAGCAGUUAACAGUCCCAUAAACCGAACCAUGUUAGACAGUUUCUGAUUUACAUCUAUAUUAUGCGUUAUACCACCUGCAGGGUAUACACUACUUCCAUUUUGAAAUUCUGUAUAUGCACAAAACUCACAAUGAAAAAUGAUCUGGAUAAUAAGGAAACAUAUAUACGUAAUAGAAACCCCGUUGAACUAGUGAGAAUGAAAAGGGCGAAUUCUGCGUAGAUUCAUCGCAGGUAGUAUUAUCCGUCGCUUAAACUUCAGACAUGAGACACAUCAUUCAUUGAAUUUGGCCGGGAAUAGCUGCAUGUUAGGCCUAGUGUGGAAAGCUUUCUGAUAGGUCGGCCAUUCACAACACACACUCACAAAAAAAACAAAUACAUGUAUAUAUACAAAGCGGGGAAGUUGUACUAUUGCAGCGUAGAGAUGCGGUGAAUCUGAGGAUAAACUAAAAGCGAGUAUGUUUUGACAUGAAACAAGAAGAGAUCAUUCAUGUGUCAUAAGUGACUUGUUUUUCAUUUAUUUGUUUUUAAAUACCGGAUAUAGCAGAGUCAGUUAAAAGUCAAUUAGCAGCCGUGUGCCAUGUGAUGAAAGGAUAUACUACCUUGUUGGUCAAUAAAGAACCUGGAUAAUUAACCUGGAUUUGGUAUUCAGAUACAUACCCAGGUUAGUCACUCAUUAGUUUCACAGUGGGAAGAGAAAUUGGACAUGAUUGACAGGCAGGUCACCUUUCACAGUGAACAGUAAGAGACAGUAAACCUAGCAUGGAAAAACAGUACCAAUUGGAGUAAGAUGAUAGAUAAGAACCAGCGUGCCUUCCCUUGCAAUAUAUAGUAGCUUCAGGUGAUUUGCUUUGAUGUCACAACCCUUCAGGUUUUAGGUCAAACAUGCCCCGAGCCAACCUAAAGCUUUUGGUUGCAUGUGUGGGCAUCUCCAUUCUUCUAGUGACUGUUUACAACCUUGGGAAAUGUGACUUUACCAGGAAUGAUGUCAAUUCUUACAGGGAUGAGAAAUUGCCUUAUCUUGUCAACGAGUUCCAUGAUUCAAAGGGAUUUCAGCCUAGAGCAGCUCAGUCCUACACUCACUCCAAGGGGACGAAACCAAUUAGAUUCGAGGAAAUUGAGUGUGUCAUUAAUGGGGACAGCACAGUUAAAGGAAUAAAGGAUGGCAGCGAAGUUUACAUGCCAUUUUCAUUCAUCCAGAAAUAUUUUGAGGUGUAUGGCUCUCUUGAGACAUCGGAUGGAUAUGAGAGGUUUUCCUUUCACCACAGUUACCAGGAUGAUUUCCCCACUGACCCCCAGCCAAAAUACUCCCCCAGUGGAGUUUUCAUGUCAUUCGAUCUGUACAGUGUGGAAGACCGAAACAGGGUUAAAUGUGUCAGUGGUAUCGAAGGUGUUCCAAUAUCAACACAAUGGGAUCCAAAAGGCCACUACUACCCUAUACAGAUAGCACAGUAUGGUUUAAGUCAUUACAGCAAGCAAAUUAACCGGCCAAAAAACAAGGUCAAGAUUCUAGAGGAUGGGGAACGGACAGACCUCUCUGAUUGGCUGCUUCCUGAUCAAACAUCAGAGAUCCGCAGUAAACUGGAUGAACGCAUAUCAUUGGAUAAUGGAUUAGUUGAAUUCAGAUCUUCUCCAAACUUAAAAAACCCAGGAAUUACCAUAUCAACAAAUGAAAAGAAGUUAUCUACUCUUUCUAUGGAUCUCAAAUUUAUAAACAAUGGCAGUGUAACUGUCCUUAUUCAGAUGGGAGAUGGGAACUUGUUUCGUAUUCACUAUGUGCUCAGUGACACUGUAAUGAGAUUAGAUGGCAGUCGAGACCUCUAUUAUGGACUUGGAUCUUCCAAGAAAGGAAAUUGGUUUCACUUCACAAGACUAGUAAUGGUAGAUUUCCAGAAAGGACUAAAUUUACAGUAUUCAAAAUCCCGCACAACAAGAAUGAAAAAUGCUGCGCGUAUUUCCGCCAUUAGUGUUCGCGGCCAUGGUUUGAUGGAUAAUGUCACCCUCUCGGCUCAUGCGCACAUGGACUUGUUUUUUGAUGCUGCGAAUUACCUGGUGAGGCAUCAAGAUUCCAGGGGUGGCUGGCCAGUGAUGGUGCCUCGUAAACUGAUUCCAGAGGUCAUGGAGCUGGACCCUGGGUGGUAUUCCGCCAUGGGACAAGGUCAGGCCAUUUCUCUCCUUGUUCGUGCGUACAUUGCCUCCAAAGACAAGAAAUAUAUAGAGGCUGCAGGCAAAGCCCUUAAUAUUUUUGACAUUCCAAGUUCCCAGGGUGGAAUUACUUCCAAAUAUCUCAACUCAUAUAGUUGGUAUGAAGAGUACCCCACAACACCCAGUAGUUUUGUGCUCAAUGGAUUUAUCUAUUCUUUAAUCGGUCUGUAUGACCUUAAAAAAGUAGCAACGGGCAGGAUUAGUGAAAAAGCAGAAGAACUAUUUGACAAUGGCAUGAGAACCUUGAAAGUCAUGCUUCUCAUGUUUGACACUGGUACAGGAACAUUUUAUGAUCUUCGUCACAUCACCGCUAGCCUGGCCCCUAAUCGAGCAAGGUGGGAUUAUCAUAAGGUUCACAUCAAUCAGAUUCUCCUACUGAGUGAAGUAGACAGCGAUCCCUUGUUUUCCAGUACUGCAGAACGAUGGAAGGGCUACAUGAAAGGAAAGCUCUCACCUCACAACUAAAAAUGCAAUAUUUUGUUUGAAAUAGAUUUUUUUUAUCAGUAAAUGUGAUAUUGUAUUAUAAGAGAUAUGGUGCCAUUAUACAUGUACAGUUGAUCAGUGGAAGUGGUGCUGUUGUAAUGGUACUGGGCAUCUUCGAUCAUUCCAUCUCCCGUUUUUCUUAUUAGGGCUGUAACUUAUUUAUAGUCAGAAUAUUCUAGUUUGUUGUUGGUGCUUUUAGUUUUUAUGUGAUAUCAGUUUAAACAAAGUUUCAAAAUGAAACAGAUUUUUUUUAACAUAUUUAUGCUAUAUGACACAAAAUCCAUUUUUGGAAGCACAUACAUGUAUGAUCCAUUUUUUGUUUUGUUUUUAGUAUGAUAUUAACAUUCCAAAUACAAUGGUAAAACCCUUAUAUAAAUUCUUACUAUUCUUAUGAAAGUGAUGGCAAAAUGUGCAGUAAAGAUGUGCUUCCAAGAAUAUUUUUCCUUACAACAAGAUGGUUUAAUUACAGUAGGUAGAGUAACACGGUCGUGAAUAUGUUUGUAUGUACAUCCAUGCCUUACUCGGUAUCUAGUGACAAGGGAGGUGUCUGUGUUUGGGAUCCAAACUGAUACCAAUAAUUUUACUUUAUGAUUUACAUAGCUACAUGUAAAUAUGUUGAUGUAUAUUUUUUUUUAAUGCUUUGACAGUGAGUCAUUGAACAGAAAACACAUGUAAAAGUAUUGAUUAUACGAUUCAUAUCAUAUUUAUGGACAUUAUACAAAUAGAUGCAUAUGCAUUUUACUCACUUUUUUCUUUGCUUUUGUAUCACGUGAAUAAUAUCUAUGUAUAAUAUCUAUGAAUCUAUGCAAUCUGAUCGCCAGCUAGGUACAGAUAGACAGGAAUAUAAAUACUUGUAUAAAUGUACACUUACAAGUAUUCGCCUAUUUCACUUGCUUAUAAAUAAAAAAGUAUUCUAUUUUCUUCUGUAAUGAUGUUCUCAGAAUGAUAAUUUUGUGUAUAUUUUGUUGAUUUUUCUAUUCAUAAUUUUAGUUUUUCUUUGGCACGAGCCAGUCAGCAAUCAACCUGUAGCUAUAAUACAGUGGUAACUCUUCAGAUUCACCUGGGGAGGUGUUUGAUUCAGAAUACCUUCCAGUAGUGAAGCAUAAGAUGUUCCUACCAUUUGGGGCAUUAGCAUACUAACAAGCAAAUGAGCAUUUAAAAUUAGGUAUUUCAAUGGUGCUUCGGUUUUUGCUUGGGUGAUAAACAUGAUUAAAUCGUGUCAGUGUGUCUUUUAUGUUCACAUUCCAUAUCUUGGUUGUCUUGUAUGAAUGAAUAUCUUGUGUCCUAUAUCAAAAUGAUUUCAUAUAUUUUUGUAGCUUAAAUGUAAAAUGUUAUGUAAUUUGAUGGACGAAUUUUUGGUGUGGAUGUGUGAAACCUGGGUAUAUGCAAUUGUGAAUGUGUCUUCAUGAACAUGAAUUAUCUGCAUUUGUUAUUACAUCACAGUUGGCCAUUGUCAUCAAAGCAUGUCUCCCAUAGAGAAAUGAAGACAAGCAAAUAAAACUAUAAAAACCUGA
This is a messenger RNA of Ostrea edulis (European flat oyster), 4891 nucleotides long. RefSeq names its product D-glucuronyl C5-epimerase B-like. Lineage: Eukaryota; Metazoa; Mollusca; Bivalvia; Ostreida; Ostreidae. The record is from RefSeq and is a predicted model, not a curated record. Gene Ontology annotation, molecular function: heparosan-N-sulfate-glucuronate 5-epimerase activity. The coding region runs from base 1575 to 3359 and encodes 594 amino acids. Gene Ontology annotation, cellular component: Golgi apparatus. Gene Ontology annotation, biological process: heparan sulfate proteoglycan biosynthetic process. The transcript is spliced from 9 exons.